This is a messenger RNA of Dama dama (fallow deer), 5890 nucleotides long. RefSeq names its product ATP-binding cassette sub-family C member 4-like. NCBI's taxonomy places the organism in Eukaryota, Metazoa, Chordata, Mammalia, Artiodactyla, Cervidae. The record is from RefSeq and is a predicted model, not a curated record. The transcript is spliced from 32 exons. Gene Ontology annotation, cellular component: plasma membrane. Gene Ontology annotation, molecular function: ABC-type transporter activity; ATP hydrolysis activity; ATP binding. Bases 134 to 4033 code for a protein of 1299 amino acids. Gene Ontology annotation, biological process: transmembrane transport.
UUCUCGGGGUUGCCCAGCAGACUGCGAAGGCGGACUGGUCUCCAACAUCCCCGCGGUCGCUUCCAGGAGCAGCGGGAACCUCACCGCGGCCAGAGCAGCGCCGCCCCGCUCCACGCCCGCCCCGGCCGGCACCAUGCUGCCGCAGUACCCGGAGGUGAAGCCCAACCCAUUGCAGAAAGCGAACCUCUGCUCACGCCUGUUCUUCUGGUGGCUAAACCCCUUGUUUAAAAUUGGUCAUAAACGUAAAUUAGAAGAAGAUGACUUGUACUCAGUGCUUCCGGAAGAUCGCUCCCAGCACCUUGGAGAAGAGCUGCAAGGGUACUGGGAUCAAGAAGUGUUGAGAGCCCGGAAAGAUGCGCGGGAGCCUUCUUUAGUGAAAGCAAUCAUAAAGUGUUACGGGAAAUCCUACUUAGUUCUGGGAAUGUUAACAUUUCUUGAGGAAUGCACCAGAGUAGUUCAACCCAUAUUUUUGGGGAAAAUGAUUAGUUAUGUUGAAAACUACGAUCCCAAUGAUUCUGCCCCUUUGCGUGAAGCCUAUGGCUAUGCAGCAGCGCUGAGCGCCUGCGUGCUCGUGUGGGCUGUUCUGCACCACUUGUACUUCUAUCACAUUCAGCGUGUGGGGAUGAGGCUGAGAGUAGCCGUGUGCCACAUGAUCUACCGCAAGACACUUUGCCUUAGUAGCUCGGCCAUGGGGAAGACCACCACAGGCCAGAUCGUUAACCUGCUGUCCAACGAUGUGAACAGGUUUGACCAGGUAACGAUAUUCUUGCACUAUCUGUGGGUUGGACCACUGCAGGCUAUUGCAGUGACCGCCCUGCUCUGGAUGGAAAUAGGAAUAUCGUGUCUUGCUGGGAUGGCGGUUCUCGUUAUUCUUCUGCUUUUGCAAAGCUGUUUCGGGAAGUUGUUUUCAUCACUCCGGAGUAAGACUGCUGCUCUCACAGAUGACAGGAUCAGGACCAUGAGUGAAGUCAUAACUGGCAUCAGAGCAAUAAAAAUGAAUGCUUGGGAAAAGUCAUUUAUAGACCUUAUGACCAGAUUGAGAAAGAAGGAAAUUUCCAAGAUUCUGAGAACUUCCUACCUUAGGGGCAUGAAUUUGGCAUCACUUUUCACUGUGAGCAAAAUCAUGAUUUUUGUCACCUUCAUCAGCAAUGAGCUCCUUGACAGCCUGAUCACAGGCAGCCAAGUGUUCAUGGUGGUGAUGCUGUUUGAAGCUCUGCGAUUUUCUAGUACCUUCUACUUCCCCAUGGCCGUCGAGAAGGUGUCAGAGGCCAUCGUCAGCAUCCAAAGAAUCAAGAACUUUCUGUCACUUGAUGAGAUGUCACAGUGUUACCCUCAGCUGCCAUCAGAUGGUGAAAUGAUAGUGGACGUGCAAGAUUUAACAGCUUUUUGGGAAAAGGCAUCAGAGACCCCAACCCUACGAGGCCUUUCCUUUACUGUCAGACCUGGUGAACUGUUAGUUGUGGUCGGACCUGUGGGAGCAGGAAAGUCGUCACUGUUGAGCGCUGUGCUAGGGGAGCUGCCCCCGAGCCAGGGGAAGGUCAGCGUGCAUGGGAGGAUCGCGUAUGUUUCUCAGCAGCCCUGGAUGUUCUCAGGAACUGUGAGGAGUAACAUUUUAUUUGGGAAGAAAUAUGAAAAAGAACGAUAUGAAAAAGUAAUAAGGGCUUGUGCUUUGGAAGAGGAUUUACAGCUUUUGGAGGAAGCAGAUCUAACUGAGCUAGGAGACAGAGGAACCCCGCUGAGUGAAGGACAGAAAGCCCGGGUCAGCCUUGCCAGAGCCGUGUAUCAGGAUGCAGACAUCUACCUCCUGGAUGAUCCGCUCAGCGCAGUGGAUGCAGUAGUCAGCAGGCACUUGUUCGAACAGUGUAUUUGUCAAUCCUUGAAGGAGAAGAUCACAAUCUUAGUGACUCAUCAGCUGCAGUACCUAAAGGAUGCAAGUCAGAUUCUGAUACUGAAAGAUGGAAAAAUUAUACAAAAGGGGACUUUUGCUGAGUUUCCGAAAUCUGGGAUAGAUUUUGAAGAUAUCCUUUUAAUGAAGGAGAUUGAGGAGGCCGAACCAUCUCCAGGUCCAGGAACUCCCAGUCUGAUCUCUGAGACUUUGGUUCCAUCUCAACAGUCUUCCAGACCCUCCUUGAAAGAUGUGGCUCCAGAGGACCAAGAUGCUGAGAAUAUACAGGUUACAUUACCACUGGAGGGCCGCUUGGUGGGAAAAAUUGGUUUUAAGACCUACAAGAAUUACUUCACAGCUGGGGCUCACCAGUUUAUCAUCAUUUUCCUCAUUCUAGUAAACAUCGCAGCUCAGGUCACCUACUCCCUGCAGGACUGGUGGCUUGCAUACUGGGCAAAUGGACAGAGUACUCUGUAUUCCAUAGAGUAUGGAAAAGAAAACGCAAUUGUGAUGCCUAAUCCUGUCUGGUACUUUACAGUUCAUGCAGUUCUAAUUGGAGGUACCAUUCUUUUUGGCAUCACAAGAUCUCUGUUGGUAUUCUACAUCCUUGUUAAUUCUUCACAAACUUUGCACAACAAAAUGUUGUUGUCCAUUUUGAGAGCUCCGGUAUUGUUCUUCAAUAGAAAUCCAAUAGGAAGAAUUUUGAAUCGUUUCUUCAAGGACAUUGGGCAUAUGGAUGACUUGCUGCCCCUUAUAUUUCAAGAUUUCAUCCAGACAUUUCUACUUGUGAUUGGUAUAGUAGGCGUGAUGGUGGCAGUGAUUCCUUGGAUUGCAAUACCCGUGAUUCCCCUUGGUAUUGCUUUCUUUUUUCUCCAGCGGUAUUUCUCAGAGACUUCACUAGAUGUUAAACGCCUGGAAUGUGCAACACGGAGCCCAGUAUUUUCCCACUUAGCAUCUUCUCUCCGGGGACUCUGGACCAUCCGGGCAUACAAAGCUGAACAGAGUUUUCAGGAGCUGUUCGAUGCACACCAGGACUUGCACUCAGAGGCUUGGUUCCUGCUUUUGACGACGUCCCGAUGGCUCGCUGUGUAUCUAGAUGUCAUCUGUGCCAUCUUUGUCACUGUUGUUGCCUUUGUGUCCCUGAUUCUUGCAGAUGCUUUGACUCCAGGGCAGGUUGGCCUGGUCCUGUCUCUUGCCCUGACACUCACGGGGAUGUUCCAGUGGUGCGUCAGGCAAAGGAUGGAAGUUGAGAACCUGAUGAUUUCAGUAGAAAGAGUGAUGGAAUAUUUACACCUUGAGGAAGAAGCUCCCUGGGAAUACAAGGAUCAUCCCCCGCCUCCCUGGAGUAAUGAAGCAAGGAUUAGGUUUAACUCUGUUAACUUCAGGUAUACCUUAGAUGGGCCUCUGGUAUUGAAGAACCUGACCGCAAUCAUUGAAGCAACAAAAAAGGUUGGCAUUGUGGGAAGAACAGGAGCUGGAAAAAGUUCUCUUUUUUCUUCAGUUUUUCGAUUGUCAGAACCUGAAGGCUUUAUUUGGGUUGAUUAUUGUUGGGUAGGAGAUAUUGGACUUCACAAUUUAAGGAAGAAAAUGUCAAUCAUAUUACAGGAACCUGUUUUAUUCACGGGAACAAUGAGGAAAAAUCUGGAUCCUUUUAAUGAACAUACAGAAAAGGAACUGUGGAAUGUCUUAGAAGAGGUACAACUUAAAGAAACCAUCGAAGGUCUUCCUGGUAAAAUGGAUACUGAUUUAGCAGAAACAGGAUCAAAUUUGAGUGUUGGACAGAGACAACUGGUGUGUCUUGCCAGGGUUAUUCUAAAGAAAAAUCAGAUAUUGAUUAUUGACAAAGCCACAUCAAAUGUGGAUCCAAGAACUGAUGAGUUAAUUAAAAAAACAAUCCAUGAGAAAUUUGCCCAGUGCAUUGUGGUAACCAUCACACACAGAUUGAGCACCGUUGUUGACAGUGACAUGAUAAUGGUUUUGGAUUCAGGGACAAUGAAAGAAUAUAGUCCACCACAUGAUUUGCUGCAAAACAGUAAUAGCCUAUUUUACAAGAUGGUACAACAACUGGGUGAGGCUGAGGUCACUGCCCUCACUGAAAGAGCCAAACAGCAUCCACAAAUGGACUUGGAGUCAUCUUUUAUAAAGUAGAUCUGGAAUCAUAUGACAAGAAUGAGUCUUGCAUAAAUGGCACACACCGAAAAGAAAUAACCAGAUGUUACUCACAGUGGUCAUAUGGUUAUGAACACUUCCAAUGGACAGCCCUCAGCCUUAAUGAUUGUUGAGUCAGCGCUGUGGUUCUACCAUAAAGUCAAGUCCAAUCCAAAGGUGUUUUUCCAAUAGUUUUUGCACUGCAAAAACUAUAUUAUACUUUUUUUUAACACCAGUCCCAAAUAUUUACACAUAGAUGUUAAUUUGGAUUUGUUUUCUCCAGUUUUACCCAAUGAUUUCAACCUCUAACAAAAUGAUUUACUAUUUUUAUUUAUAUUUUAUACUAACUUUUCCUAUCCAAAGCAGAGGUGAAGGCUACAAGUAAAAGCUGUCUACCAGGUUUAGUGUCUUGAGAGACUCCAGAACUAAAACUCAUUUUAUAAGAUAUAAAAAAAAGUUGUCACAGAUGUCUUUUACUGUUCCUAAAAUUACAUAUUACUUUCCAAUUUUAUCAGGAGUUUUGUUUACUUGAAGACCAUGUGAAGUCACCAUUUGUUUUACCACUUUCUUUAACAGUGCUAGGAUCCAUUAUUGCACCCAAAUAUCUCUGAUUAAAAUAGUACAGAGAAAAAACAAAAAAAUACACUUUAGUUUAUGUGAGAUAGGAAAGAGAGGUAUCCUCUGCCCAAAUUUAAGAUACAUGGUUUAAAAUACAUAAAGAUAAUAUUUAAUUAUAUGUUCUAAAACACAAGGAAGAGAAAAUAUGCUUCCUCAAAAUAGGAACCCUUCUAGGUGAUCACUGUCUUCUAGAUGGAGAAUUGUAUUGUAUUCUAUAUUUUACACUUUUUUAAUUUAUAACAUAAAAUUUUCUAUGAUAACCUUUUUAACAUACAGUUCAGUGGCAUUAGCCACAUUCACAGUGUCAUGAAACCAUCACCAUCUAGUUCAUUUUUAGUGAUUAUUUUAGACCAUUCAGCUUAUUAUUUCUACAGUCAGUUUUGGUAAGUUUCAUUUCUCUAUGAAUUAAUCUAUUUCAUGUGAGUUUUCAGCUUGAUUGGCUUAAAAUUAUUCAUAAAAUCUUGUAUGUUUAAUAUCUGCAGGAGUUAUAAUUGGGUUCUAUUUUGGUUUUUAAUUUUCUUUGAGCCUUGUUUUUUUCUUGAAUAAUCUUGCUUGAUUUUUUCCUAUUAAUUUUCAAAGAAUCAAAUUCUGUGCUUGAUUGAUCCUUUCUGAUUUUUUGUUUUCUAGCUCAUCAUAUUCUUCCAUUCCUUCAGCUUUUUUUCAUUUGAGUUUUUUCUCUAAAUUCUUAUAUUGGAAAUAGAUUAAUUUUUAAACUUUUUUUUCCCCUAAUGCAAGUACAUAAAACCUACUUUUUUAUUCCACCUAAUGGCCCACUUUAGCUGCAGCCUACAAAUUUUGCUACUGAGCACUGAUCAAUAAUCAUAGUGUUAUGCAUUUUCCAAUUUUUAAUUUGAUUCGUUAAUUAUAUAUUUCACUCAUGAGUUAUUCAUCAGUGUAAUGUUCUCUAAACUCCAAAUGGUGACAGCUAUUUUUCUAUUAUAUUAGCCAUGUAAAAUUGCUAACAGUCAACCUUUUUUUAGCCCAUAAAAAUAGCAGUUUCUUAUGGUUCAAUGUAAUAGUUUUCUUUUGAUAUUAAUAUAUAACAAUUUCAUUUUGGUUAGAAAACAUUAGAGUGAGGAUUUUAAAGCAAGGGUUUAAAAUAUUGACACACAACGUCUUUGUUUCCAUUUUUAUUUUCUAUUAUAUAUUUCUAUUUAUUUCUAUUUUAUUUUCUAUUUCUAUCUAUUUUAAAAUGUUAUAUGUAUAACCAGAAGUUUUCAAAUAAAAAUCAUUCCCAAA